Molecule: messenger RNA, 555 nt
Organism: Cucumis melo (muskmelon)
Lineage: Eukaryota; Viridiplantae; Streptophyta; Magnoliopsida; Cucurbitales; Cucurbitaceae
Product: auxin-responsive protein SAUR23-like
Exons: 1
Coding region: 86-379 (97 amino acids)
Biological process (GO): response to auxin
Source: RefSeq, a predicted model, not a curated record
AAAUCUUCUCACACAUUCUCAUUCAAGCAGUACCACUUACCAUUCAAAGUUCUUCAUUGAUCCCUCAAUUCAAUCCAAUUUAGACAUGGGAUUUCGUUUACCGUCGAUUCUCUUUAGUGCCAAGCAAAUUCUCAAAGCACAGUCCAUUUCUGGGAGAUGUCAAUCCAGUGUUCCUAAAGGUCACAUCGCAGUAUACGUGGGGGAAGUUCAGAAGACGCGGUUUUUGGUUCCGAUAUCUUACUUGAACCAUCCUUCAUUUUUAGACUUGCUAAGGAGGGCUGAAGAAGAGUUUGGAUUCAACCACCCAACAGGAGGUUUGACCAUUCCCUGCAAAGAAGAAGCGUUCAUUGAUGUCACUUCUAGAUUGCACACUUCAUGAAAGUUGACAACAAAGAGCAAUCCUGCUUGCAGUUUUGACCAUUAUUUUUUUAAUUUUUUUCAGUCGGAGAUAAGUUAAAUGUUACUAUGAAGUAAAAUUUGUAUAUAUAGAUGCAAUUAGAAAUGAAAAGGUGGUAGAAUUACAAAGCCACUUGAACAUCAAUAAAAAGUUAUAAA